This is a messenger RNA of Sabethes cyaneus, 921 nucleotides long. Its product is annotated as carboxypeptidase B-like. Lineage: Eukaryota; Metazoa; Arthropoda; Insecta; Diptera; Culicidae. The transcript has 3 exons. Gene Ontology annotation, biological process: proteolysis. The record is from RefSeq and is a predicted model, not a curated record. The coding region runs from base 1 to 921 and encodes 306 amino acids. Gene Ontology annotation, molecular function: metallocarboxypeptidase activity; zinc ion binding.
AUGAAUGUAGAAGAGGGUGAGGAGAAUGCUGCGCGAGCGGCCAAGAUUGAGGACUAUAUGCACGACAUGGCUCAUCACUACCCAGAUAUUGCUACGUACGAGACCAUUGGGACUUCUUCAGAGGGCCGUCACAUCUGUGCAUUAUUCAUUUCGUAUGGUGCCAAUGACAAUAAACCUUUGGUAAUUAUUGAUGGAGGCCUUCGAGCUCGGGAGUGGGUCUCCCCGAUGGUGGGAAUGUUCAUCGUACAUGAGCUGGUCGAGCAUCCGGAGGAGUACAUGGAAAUCUUGGCAGAAGUUAACUUCUUGGUGAUUCCUCUGGUGAAUCCUGAUGGGUAUGUGUACUCACAUGAAGUUGACCGAAAUUGGUUAAAAUCACGAAGCUCCAGUGGUAGCAAUUGCUAUGGCAUCGAUCUGAAUCGUAACUUCGGCUACGAAUGGGGAACUGUUGGUGGUAGUUCUGAUCCUUGCGCGGAUAACUUCUUUGGUUCAGCUGCGUUCUCGGAACCAGAAACCCAAGCUCUGCGAGAUACGAUUAGUCGCUAUAGUACUAAUUUGAAGCUUUAUCUGAGUGUUCAGGCGGCCGAUAAAAUGGUGCUUUACCCGUUUUCGUACAACGGCCUACGUACGCCGAGUAAUGUGGAUGAGCACAGAACCGUAGCUCAAUCGGUUGCCCGAGAGAUGAUGGCGAAACAUGGAUAUAUUUACACCUAUGGUGCAGCUGGAAUUUUGUUGCCGGCAGAAUCCGGAACCAUAACGGACUUUGUGGCCGGUACCUAUUCUCCUCGGUAUACGUUUGUUUUGGAAACCCGUGCUGACUACGGUUAUGAGCUGCCGGUAGCAAAGUUAUCGGAGGUAUUGUACGAAACAGCGGCCGGUUUGAAGGUUUUGGGACAAUAUGCUGCUGGCAUUCGCAGCGUUUAG